This is a messenger RNA of Astrephomene gubernaculifera, 2246 nucleotides long. The record is from the annotation of a GenBank genome assembly. NCBI's taxonomy places the organism in Eukaryota, Viridiplantae, Chlorophyta, Chlorophyceae, Chlamydomonadales, Astrephomenaceae.
UUUUUAAGCAUCACAUAUCAUAUAAAGUUUCACUGUAUAGGAUAUCAAUCUACGGUCAGGCGUUGCGGGUAGUCCUGCUAAUUGUUGCUUGUGUGGUUGCACGCCAACGUCAUUUCGCCUUUCCAUUCAUCGUUGCGCUAAAAUAGAUGUGAGUUGCUUGCUGUAGCGUAAAAAUGCACACGGCGUUGGGAGGAAGGCUUUCCCGGCUGUACCGGGAAAAGCCCUGCCCGCAGCUACCUGCUGCGGCAAAAGUGCGCAUCUUGCCAGUUAGAGCGCUAAGACGCUGCCGACCACUUUCAAGAUGCAGCGCUACUCGGGCGAUUGCGUUGACGGUACAGGAUACGGUUCGACAGUUCCAAUCUUUCCCAGGGCUGUCCGCACCGGGCAACGUUACCAAGCUAACGGAUGACGGGGUGUUCCAAGGGCAAACUGUCUUUUCAAAGUUCACUUGGCCGGCGGUUCUCGGGGGCGAGGAGGUCUACAUCUGGGGGAGCUUCAACGACUGGACUAAGGGUGUCCGGCUGCAUAAGGCAGACCACCAUAAGGACGCCGUCGUAAUCCUGCCCCUGCGACCGGGGACUUACGAGUUCAAGUUUGUGGUGGACAAGGUGUGGACUCCGGCGCCGCAUGAGCCCACCGUCACCAAUGUGGAGGGCCACCUCAACAACUACCGCGUCAUUGCGCCCACCGCCAGCUUCUCCAUCCGCGCGCCCAACGCACAAACCGUGUUUGUGGUGGGCGACUGGGACAACUGGCAGUACUCCCUGCUCCUCAAAAAGGACCCAGCCACGGGGGUGUUUAGCGCCAAGGCGCACUUGCCGCCCGGCCAGUACUCGUACGCGUUCGUGGUGGACGGCAGCAUGGUUACGGAGCCCGACCUGCCCGUGCACCCCUCGGAGGAGUACGGAGAGGUGCACCGGGUGUGGAGCUUCGAGCCCGACCUGUUCCGCAUCUUCUACUGCACCGGGUGGGAGGAGGCGGUGCUGCAGUACCGCAGGGUGGUGAAAGGUCAGCCGCUGUCAAAGGACUGGCAGCGGCUGAGCAUGGUGAACGCCCCCUCCCGCGGCAACUCGCUGGGCGUGUGGAAGAUGGCCACCAUCGUGCCCUCCCACCCGGCCGAGGUGCUGGAGUUCACGCUCAACAACGGCGCAGCGGGGGAGAAGCUCAAGGAGGACCGGCCGGGCACCGCGCCGCUGUACAGCUGCCCCUUCCCCGGCUCCUUCAAGCUGGCCAAGGGCAUGCUGCGGCCCUUCCCGCGGGGCGCGGAGUCGAGGAUCAUGCUGGUGAGCGACAUCGACGGCACCAUGAUCGGCGACCUGGGCUCCCCCGACGCCUUCGAGUCCAGUCACCGCUUCGCCGAGUACUGGGAGAACAGCGCCUCGCUGGCGGGAUCGCUGCUGGUGUACAACACGGGCCGCAGCCUGGGGCAGUUCGUGGACCUGAUGAAGAAGUGUGAGGGCAGGGUGGCAAUUCCAGACGUGGUGGUCACGGCGGUGGGGACCAAGGUAUGGCACCUGGACGAGACCUGCGGCCGCUGCGCCGCCUCGGGCCUCAAGUGGAUCGAGGACACCAACUGGACUCUCAGCCUGGACGUGGGGUGGGACCUGCAGGUGGUGCGGGCGCUGGCGCGGCAGCUGGUGGGGCACUACCGUGACGAGGCGGUGCUGGCGGUGCUGGAUGACGGCAGCGAGCACCGGCACCGCAUGGCGCUCACGGCGGACGUGAAGGUGCUUGAUGAGGUGGUGGCGCGGCUGAUGGAGGGAUUCCAGCGGGAGAGGCUUGAGGUGCGCAUCAUCACCAGCGGCAACGGCAGCCACCGCUACAUCGACUGCGUGCCCGUGGCGGCGGGCAAGGAGAAGGCGCUGCAGUACGUGCGGCAGCAGUUCGGCAUCCCCGAGCACCUGUGCGUGGCGGCGGGCGACAGCGGCAACGACAUCCUCAUGCUGGAGGGCGACCACCCCGCCAUCGUGGUGGGCAAUGCGCAGCCGGAGCUGCUGACGUGGCUGGUACGACAGGAGCAGAGCGGCAAGGUCAUCUACGCGGAUGCGUGCUACGCGGAUGGUAUACUGGAGGGGCUGGCUCGGCACAGCUUGUACUGAGCAGGGGGGAGGUAAAGAGGAAACAACUAACUGACCGUGUGAUAAGGCAUCAUCAUGGUUUGCAACAUGUGAGCCAGCCCGACCCGCCCAGCCCGAAUUAGCCAAGCCAGUACGUGGAAUGGACUUACCGUAAAUUGUAGGGGAGGG